AUGCAGCCCUCGGAAGUGAAAAGCCCUGGAUCGCAAUUUCAAGAGGUACUAGCUCAAGAGGCGCAAAAGGGGAAGCUAGUCAUGGAUUCAAUGUCGGGAUUGAAUGCAAAGGAGAACAAUGAUACCCUAGUUGAUGUUCUAGAUAACUCAAAUUUGGUUUCUGAUUGUCUCGUUGUGAAAAAUGUGCCAAAGCCUGGGAAAAAUGCUGAUAAGGAAAAUCUUCAUUGCCACAGCUCAAACACAUUUUCGGCUCUACAAGUAAUUGAUAAUGAUGAAGCUAUUUUGUUGGAAGAGAAUGAUGGACAUGAUGAUGAUGUAGAGAAUGUCUUCACUGAGGGGCUCAUAGAAAAUAAGACUACAGUUGAUGAAGUUCAGAAGGAGGAAAACAGUAGCAGUGAGCAACAACAGUUAGUGGUUUUUGAACCGUUUUGCAUGAAGAUGUGA
Messenger RNA from Oldenlandia corymbosa var. corymbosa, 444 nucleotides. NCBI's taxonomy places the organism in Eukaryota, Viridiplantae, Streptophyta, Magnoliopsida, Gentianales, Rubiaceae. The record is from the annotation of a GenBank genome assembly.